Messenger RNA from Rangifer tarandus platyrhynchus (Svalbard reindeer), 306 nucleotides. The record is from the annotation of a GenBank genome assembly. NCBI's taxonomy places the organism in Eukaryota, Metazoa, Chordata, Mammalia, Artiodactyla, Cervidae.
AUGGAUGUGUACAAGACCUGUUACUCCAUCCUGAUGGCGGCCCUUUCAGUCAUGGCCCCAGAUGAUGCUCCUGAGUCAGAGGAAAAGCAGGGUGAGAUCUCAGAUUACAAGUGUGCCCUCUUGUCCUCCUCGGCCACUGGAGAGGCCUUGCCCCAGGAAUCUCUGAAUGAGAUGGUGGCUAACCUGUUGAAGUUCCUGCUCCUCAAGUAUCAGGCCAAGGAGCUGACCUCACAGGCGGAAAUGCUGAAGAAGGUCCUUAGGGAUAACCAGGAGCACUUCCCGGUAGUCUUAAGGCAAGCCUCGUAG